Parathielavia appendiculata is the source of this 579-nucleotide messenger RNA. RefSeq lists its product as uncharacterized. Bases 22 to 579 code for a protein of 185 amino acids. Lineage: Eukaryota; Fungi; Ascomycota; Sordariomycetes; Sordariales; Chaetomiaceae. The record is from RefSeq and is a predicted model, not a curated record. Gene Ontology annotation, biological process: mRNA splice site recognition. Gene Ontology annotation, cellular component: cytosol. The transcript has 3 exons. Gene Ontology annotation, molecular function: mRNA binding.
GCAAGAUGGAGGGCUGGAUGGAUGAGGCCUUCAUCAUCGGCCUCUCUCUUCCAGUCGAGAUACCCGUCCAGCAAGUCCGCGGCCGAAUCCGAAAGCUCGGCUCCGAGGAGACGGCUGGGAACACCGGCGCCUAAAUCAACCCGCGGCUAUGGGUUUGUUGGUCCCAGCGACGAGUCGGACAAGCAGCGCGCUCUGCUAGAGAUGCAGGAGAUGUACUGCGGCAACCGGCCCAUGCGGAUUUUGACUGCCACCCCAAAGACCCGAUCGCACUAUGGCAUGCAUAACAAGCGAUUCGGCCGCGCCCGCUUUACCGGCCAGGGCCGCCGUCUGGUCCGCGAUGGCAUCCCAGCCUGCCGGCCGACCUUCUUCCGCGGAGGUAUCCUGAAGGUCGAGCGGAAGGUCUUCAUGCCGGUUGCUGCCUCGCACUGCAUGACCCGAGUCCAACAACAGCAUUGUCACGCACGCUUCGUCCGCUCUGCCCAUGCUGCCGUGUGCCUUUCGACUGCUGCGCCGAUAACGGCACCAUCGGUUGCCCAGGCGCCCAUUGUCAUCGACGACGACGAAGAGCCCGAUCCUUGA